Molecule: messenger RNA, 888 nt
Organism: Diabrotica virgifera virgifera (western corn rootworm)
Lineage: Eukaryota; Metazoa; Arthropoda; Insecta; Coleoptera; Chrysomelidae
Exons: 1
Coding region: 1-888 (295 amino acids)
Source: RefSeq, a predicted model, not a curated record
AUGUAUGUAGACGAUUUUAUUAGCAGUUUUCCAAAUGUUUCUGAAGCUAUAGUUACACACACUCAGUUAGUUAAUUUGUUUCAAAAAGGUGGUUUUAAACUAACCAAAUGGAUGUCGAACUCGAACGAUCUACUAUCGACAAUACCCGAACCCCUUCAAUUGGUCAAAACCAAACAAUUUGAUAAGUCAGUCUCCAAAGUGUUAGGAUUGCAAUGGGAAGAAAAAUGUGACAAUUUUAGUUUUGGGUUAGAAAUACCUUCAUCGACUCUUUGUACAAAAAGAAACAUACUCUCACUUGUUGCUCGUAUGUUUGAUCCCUUGGGAUUCCUAUCUCCUAUAACCCUCUUGCUUAAAAUUUGGAUAAAAAAACUUUGGACUCUAAUGGUAGAUUGGGAUAGUACUGUACCAAAAGAAAUCGAAAUAGCAUGGGAAAAAUUUCAAAAUGAAUUUCAUGUCCUAUACAAAAUACAAAUUCCACGCCAUAUUGCAGUUACAUAUAAUUCGUCGUUGUCUUUUUUAGGAUUUUCAGAUGCAAGUGCUGCUGGAUAUGCAGCCAUUGUUUAUUCCAGGGUUGUUAAUUGUACAGGUCAAGUUAAAGUUACUUUACUGUACUCUCAAUCUAAAAUAUCUCCAAUGUCUAAAAUAACUCUUCCUCGAUUAGAGAUUUGUGGAGCGCUUCUUCUCUCAAAGCUUCUUUCACAUGCUAUUGAAACUUAUUCUCCUAGACAUAAUAUUGAUAAAAUUUUUGCCUUAAGUGAUUCCAUAAUUGUCUUAAAUUGGAUAAAGUUCUCAGAUAUUCAUAAGAUGGUUCCGUCACAGUAUUGGUUUUUUGUUCCUGGAAAGGAAAAUGUUGUUGAUUGCGCCUCUCGAGGUUUGUUUCCUUCUUAG